Molecule: messenger RNA, 2032 nt
Organism: Pocillopora damicornis (cauliflower coral)
Lineage: Eukaryota; Metazoa; Cnidaria; Anthozoa; Scleractinia; Pocilloporidae
Product: inositol-tetrakisphosphate 1-kinase
Biological process (GO): inositol trisphosphate metabolic process
Cellular component (GO): cytoplasm
Molecular function (GO): inositol-1,3,4-trisphosphate 5-kinase activity; inositol-3,4,5,6-tetrakisphosphate 1-kinase activity; inositol-1,3,4-trisphosphate 6-kinase activity
Source: RefSeq, a predicted model, not a curated record
AUGUAUAUUAAAGAUCACCCAGAAAUCAUCAUCAUUGAUCCAAUGGAAUCAAUCCACAAGUUAUUUGACAGAACAAAAAGUUAUCAGAUCAUGAAAGAGUGUGAAAUCCUGGAGGAAGGAGUUAAAGUCUUUGUUCCUAACUUUGUGCAAUUUGAUGAGCUUGACUUUAAACAGAAUUUGAUGAGAAUUGAAAAUGCUGGUGUUAUGUUUCCAAUGAUUUGUAAAACUGUCAUUGGUCAUGGAUCAGAAUUGUGUCAUGAGUUUUUGAGCUUUCAACAAAUGACAACAAUGUUUGUUUUUCUUUCAUCAGCAAAAGAGAUGAAAACAAUAUUCUUUUCAUCACAUGAUGUUUCCAAACCUGACUCAGGAUCUUAUCUUAGUGAGCUUGACAAUGAUGAUAGUGAUAGCACAAACAGUAUAGGGCUGGAUGAAAACUUAGUUUUAAAACUUGUCAGGAAACUUCAACCAAAAUUGAAUUUAACAAUGUUUGGCAUUGACAUUGUUGUGGAGAAAGGCACAGGGCACCAUGUUGUUAUUGAUAUCAAUUACUUUCCAGGAUAUGAAGGAGCACCAUCAUUUCCUGUUGACUUUGCAAAGUAUGUACAUGACUUACUUGACAAAGCACAUACCACGGAAAGGACAGCUACCUCACCAAUAGUGUUGAGUUGACAAAGGAGUUUCUAUUCUCUUUAGAAACCAUUACUAGGGUGUAAAUUUUACCACAAAUUAAACAAACUGAGCUCAGAGUGAGAAGAAAUAUGCUGAAGUGGACUCAACUCAGUCUCCAUAACAUGGGGCAUGUAGGAGUCUUGCCACUCUUACUGAAUGGAGUUCCAGAUCAUUGCAAGCAUUCCAGGCAGUUCCUGAAGUCUUCCCAACAGUUUGCCAUAACUAUUGUGGUUGGAGAGGGGUACUGUGACAGCAAAGUGUCGUGUCUAAGAUCUCAAACAUAAGGAUGGCACUAGGACUUAGGACUCCAUACUAUUGAUUCAAAGUCUUCUGCACUAACUAUUAGGCUGUGGUGCUCCCUAUUUAUGAGAAUUUUUUAUAACUUUCUUGGAUUCUUCAUGAGCUUGUAGAGAGAGAUUUCUGCUUACUUAUUAAUUAAGUGUAUUAAUUAUUUCUUUAAUUUUUUGAUGGUAAAACAUACAAACAUAUCACCUUGUCAGCAGAGUCAUAUGGAUCACAAAACAUCUCUGUUAGCAGGUAACAUGUGAAAAGACCACGUUAUUGAAGAUCAAAGAUCAAGAGGCUGGAGCAUGUGACCUGAAAUAUACUUUGUUGGAGCACAGUUUCGCAAAGGGUUGAAAUUGCUCAGUGACUCAUUUGAAUAAAGCUCAGGAACACAAGUUAGAGAGAGUUUAGAAUUCACAUGAAGAGGUUUACAUGGUUCAGUUUCUGUGACUUACUAGUAACUUUAAAAAGUAAGAUGUACAUGGAGACUGUCUUUAUUCUUCAAUGGACAUCAGUUUAUCCUUGGUAAUUGCCUUUUCUGUUACCACAUUAGAUGAAGCUGGAAAUAGACAAUAUGGCUUCUGUUUGUUUGUUUAAGUUCAAUAGAGACCACUAAAAAAAAUUAAAAAAUGAUUCUUGUUGACAUACUAUUAAAACUCACUUUUAUAAGAAAGUUUGUGCACUCAGCCUAAAUUUGAAAGUGAGUUUGGAACUUGGAACCCAUUGAGAUGGAAAUUCACUGUAAAUAGAGACUUUGUUACAAGGUAUUAAGUAAUACUGUCUUUUUCCUUGUUAACCUUUCCUAACUUAAACAUGAACAGUCUAGACUUGAUUGAGUGUUUUAUUUUUCUUUGAGGGCUGUGCUGUCUUGAACUUAAUUUUUUUACAAAAGUUGGAUAGUGGGGAUGUGCAUUAUUGUUCCAACCACAGCAUCAUAUCCACACAAUCAUGAGAUUAUUAUUACUCCUGUAAAAUCAGUAAAAGAGUUCUAUUGUUAAAUAAAUACACAUAACUGACAAUGUUCAGUCAUACUUGUCACAACUUCUUAUAGACCUCAAAAUAAAGUUGUUCAAGCAAA